ACAUGCACACACAUGCAUAUACACACACGAGCAUACACAUGCACACACAUGCAUGCAUAUACACACGUGCACACACGAGCAUACACAUGCACGCACAUGCAUAUACACAUGCGUGCAUGA
Molecule: messenger RNA, 120 nt
Organism: Eubalaena glacialis (North Atlantic right whale)
Lineage: Eukaryota; Metazoa; Chordata; Mammalia; Artiodactyla; Balaenidae
Exons: 2
Source: RefSeq, a predicted model, not a curated record